AAGAACACUCGUCCUCCUGCAGUACUGAGCCUGCUGUGAGCAGUACUGUGCGACACCGUAGGACGACGUUGUGAGCACGUGACGUACCGUCCCAUCAUUCCUUUGCUUCCAAUCUGCGCGUGACAUGUCACAUUAUUGUGUCAGAGAUGAGAUUCUAGAGAUUGCAGUGAGAUGUUAGGAUGUUGUGAGGUUUCAUUAAUGUCAAAGCUGCUCUAAGACUAGCGUAGCCACGGGUCAUCCUCUCCACAGACGGAGAAAUAAAGUUCCAGCAGCCUCCAGUGCGACGUGCGUGCACGAAAGGACUGUGGAACUCGUGCGUGUGGGUGUGCGUGCGCCGCGCGUCACUGCUGCUGAUGUUGGCGAUAAAGUAACGGCAGUGUCGUCCUCGCGGUUUGUGACGGAUGUUUCGGCGAGUCAGGUUCAGUCAAACGAACCUUCUCCCUGAUGCUGGCGACGAGGAGCCUGGAGUGUGUUCUCGCCGGAUAAGACGAUCUCGAGACGUGAUGCGCAAGAAACAGCGCCGCCUGCUUCCGGUGGUCGUGCGUCAGUUGGCGAGCGGAUACAUGACGUGACACUGCGUCUCCUGUUGGCGUGGACGUCAGCUGCAGGUCAGCCUGAGACACCGAGGAGGCGCAGGGUGUCAGUCCUUUCCCCUUCCCCCGUCUGUCUCUCUCUCUCCUGCAACAGGACUACAGCAUGCAGAAGAAACCGGAUGCAGCGAAUGGUGAAAUGGCGGCUUGAUUUCAUCCGAGGACCUGCGGCUGGUCAACCGAGGGCUUUGUUCGCUGACACAUGUUGGCCCUGGACCUUGUGGUGCUGCACUUUCCAUAUGCGGACGUUUCAACAUGGCGGAAGUCAACUAGGACCGGGUUCCUGUCAAAUAUGAUCGAGUUAAGCAAGGAAGGAAUGACUGCCUUGAUUUUUUCCAGUAACUGUACCGCUUAAAAACAGAUUGAACACUUUGUUGACUUUGUUGUACCACAGUUUGUGUUGAACAUGUGUAGCACAUAGCAUAACAUGUUUACAAUCAACAGUUCAUCGUCAAGAACAUCAGAAAAAAAAAAAGUGGCGACUGGUUGCUACCCUUGUAUUUAAAGUUUACUCCAAUCACGACAAACACCACCUUCAGCUGUCUACCUCACCAGGUGCUUCCCAUUGUAAAUAUGCUAUUUGCAUAGCCAGAAAAACACAGGUGUGAACCACAAGAGACCCAGUAGGCAGAUAACAGCAGUUAACCAUGGGAGGUUCUCCGUCAAAAGAAAAGAAGAACAACAAAUUCCAGCAAAACUCCAAAGGAGGGAAGAAAAACAAACGGAAGCUGAACAAGAAAGCAGCAACAAAGACAGACGCCAAGUGGACGAAGGUGUCUGGAGAAGGGGUCAAGCUGCAGCACGAUGACCGCAAGGACAGCGACGUGGAGGACCUCAAGAACCCGCCACAGAGGGAGCGCUCCAAGUCCCUCCGGUUCUGUGACUUUACCCAGCUGGAGCGCACCCCGAAGGUGGGACACGCGGACUUGCUACCCGUGGAUAUUGCCUUCUUCCAGGAGGGCAGGGUACAGCCUGAGGAACUGUGUCACAUUUGUAGCGUGUACACCGGAAGUGAGACGAUGACGUGCGGAGUGUGUUACCGCACGUACCACGAGAGCUGCCUGUCCAAGAUCGGUCAGUGGUGUGACAGUCACAAGUCAGAACCUGGGACUCUGUGGACCUGCCACCAGUGUGCGAAUCUGGGCAAUUUGUUGACGGAGGAGGAGAUCAUCAACGUUCUGAGGCGUCUGGACAAAUGCGGCAUCCGUCGAGAGGAUGACUUGACACUGGCAGACUACAUGGCUUAUUGCCACCUGUCCCUGCAAGAGGACGAGGGCAAGAUCCUGACCCGUGAGAAAGCUGAGAACGCACGGCGGCGCUUCGCUCAGGUGGACACCGCCCACAGCGGCCGCAUCACGUGGUGUCAGUUCCUCAACAUCGAGAGCGUCAGGAUCCUCAACAAGCGGCCAAAGAACUCCUUGGUUCGUCUCCUGACGUCGCCAGAACUAGAGCGUGCCCGAGACGCCUUCCGCCUGCUCGACACCGACAUGUGCGGCCGCAUCACCAAGGCAACGGCGCAUGAAGCCCUGGACAGGAACUCCCGUAGAAGCGGUUACUACCCUGAUGAGACGAUGAUGUACAUAGACGACGACUUAAGCGAGUCCGUGUCGUGGAUUGAGUUCCUGCGUGACCGCGCCAUCUACAUCAUCGCUGAGCGCCCCUGGCUGCGCGCCUCACCCUCGGAACAAACGCUCAUGCGCAAAGGUUCCGCGCGAUCGUCUUUGACCUCCUCGGCCAUGUCCACUCACAUUCUAUCGCAUUUCGCUGGCAAAAGCAGCAGCAGCAGAGUCUCCGGGGAGGCCCACCCGCGUUCUGUACCGACCACCCCGGUAUCCAAGCUACCCCCUGACAUUCACCCGACAUCUCUGCGACACCUGGAGUCGGAAUUCGGACUUGGAACCAAGUCGGUUCCGACGACACCUCUGUCUAAAAAUCCCCCCAGCGCUGGGCAGAGCGGGUCGCGCACGCCUCUUCCCGGUCAGCUAGGGUUCAAGUCCGUGCCCACCACGCCCGUGCUCAAGUCCUCUCAGGGCUUUCCUCUCCUUCCACCUCCACCCUCCUCCGCACGUGCAAGUUCCCACCACCACCAUCCCCACCUGGCGGCUCGCGGCACGUCCUCCGUGCCAACGACUCCCACGAAACAACCAAUGCCGGAUUUUCUGUCCCAAGGCAUCACCUGCAGUGCUCAGCUCUCCGAUGGACCCCCUGCAGGGUCCAGAACCUCGGCAGGUUCGGAGGGUUCUGCUGGAUCCCGCGCUUCGGCCGGUUGCGAUAUGGCCGCCUUCUCGAAAGGUCGACGCAGCUCCGGGCAGAAUGAGAUUCCGGGCGGGUUGAGGAGGUCGUCUCAAAGUGAUUCGUCUGGAAUGGUCAGCCAAGCAGGUCCCUUGGCUGGAAAACCUCCAAUUGGCGGAAGAGCCGUCGCCGCGCCCCCUUACGGCAAGCUGGUGGAGCGGCUGCAGAGCGGAGACUGGCGCCAGAAGCAGGCGCACUCCAUGCUGAUGACGUCAGACUCGCCCGGAGGGGCACAGCAGUCCACGCCCACUUUUGGUUACGUCACGUCUGACCAGCACAACCUCACCGGACGCAGACCCCUGUCUCUCGUUUGAUGCUCAUCUUAAUGUACUCAAGGACCUCGGAUUGGACUUGGUUGUACUGACCUCCCUAACUCCUCUUGUGAGCCGUUGCUCGUCCCUUCACGUUCUGAGGAGUCGUGGAAGUGAUCAAGCAUCGGAGUUACUUCUCAACAUAUUCCACAUCCACCUCAAACCUGCCUUCAACGUCUUCCGAGUGACUCAUCUUUGGUCACCGAUACCUCUACUCUAGUUUCAUGCUCUUACAAUGAAGAUAGAGCAUACCUGGGCAAAGAUGGCUCAUACUUUAAAUAAACAACAUCCACUUUGAAGGAUAAGACUCAUCGUCAACAGCCCUGCAUAUGCAUUAUCAGCAGUGAAGCAACUGACAGUAGCAAGUGUCAUAACACAAACUGAGCAAUGCUGGGAAUUUUCAACAACUGUAGUGUGCUGGGAUUGUUCAUCUACUACAGUGUGAUAACAGAACUGUUACCAGCAAAGGUAAAGGCCAUCAAUAAAAGUCUGGACAUUGUGCAUGACAAAUCAACACCCCCUAAUGAUGCAUACUAUACCUGGUACUAAUGGCAACUACCGCAGCCUGCCAAUCACAUUGAGUAGUUCUUUAAAGGCAAAAGAAUCCACCAUGACUACCGCUUCUUGCCAGUAGCACUUCCAGUGGAGUGUACUAAUGAAGCACAAAAAAGCACAGAGAGAACAACUAGCAGGUGAUGUGAUGCCCACCUAACUUCCUUGUGGCAACGGUCAAAAUGAUUUCCAAGAAGUAUGCAUGGAAAUUCCAAAAUCAGUAUUCAUGGAAUAGAUUUGGGGAAUGGGAGGUAAUCAUGUGCCACCAAUACACCUCAAACUGAUUUGAGUUUUUUGUUGGGUUUUUUUUUUGUGGUGGGGAAUGGGGAUAUUCUGCUACUGAAAAAAAUCUUGAUUUAUAUUUGCUUCUAACAAAAAACACUCUAAGAAAGGUUGAGAUUAAACUGUUAGAUUUUCCUAUUUUCCCAAGCUCGACCUGUGUCUGUCUAAAAUCCUUACAGCAAAGCAGUAGCUGGGGUUGUCUGUUCUUCUCUAGACAAAAUUCCUUAAUCUGUGAAUUUUAUUUUGUGUCAAUUCCUCGGCCUAAAUUGUUUACUCUUGUGGAUACAAAUGUUGGGGUGGGGAGGAUUUUAUGUCCAACAUUCUGCACUAACCAAUAUUAAAAAAUCACGAAGUUCAUUAAGUUUUAAAAAUGUGUGUUAAACAUCCUGCAAAUAAACUGUAACAUAUUUAGUUUACUGAAGUAGAUUGCAUGACAAUAAGUCUUGUGUUCUUUUUCUAGAAAAAAAUGCAAGGUGACAAGUUAAAAGUCUCAAAAGAUCUACUGUUAAGAUUGUAACCAAAAGGCACCAUAAAAAAAUUUGAUAAAAAAAAUGCAUGGAUCUGAACUCUGAACUUAUUGCAAACUAUACCAGAUCUUUGGCAUACAUUGUCUUCUGCUCAGUUGAAGUUGUUUAAAUUUCAGCAUAUGAGAGUUCAUAAUAAACUGGGAAACGCA
Molecule: messenger RNA, 4703 nt
Organism: Pomacea canaliculata
Lineage: Eukaryota; Metazoa; Mollusca; Gastropoda; Architaenioglossa; Ampullariidae
Exons: 7
Coding region: 1238-3196 (652 amino acids)
Molecular function (GO): calcium ion binding
Source: RefSeq, a predicted model, not a curated record